Penicillium coprophilum is the source of this 1137-nucleotide messenger RNA. RefSeq names its product sialidase family protein. Bases 1 to 1137 code for a protein of 378 amino acids. The record is from RefSeq and is a predicted model, not a curated record. The transcript is spliced from 3 exons. NCBI's taxonomy places the organism in Eukaryota, Fungi, Ascomycota, Eurotiomycetes, Eurotiales, Aspergillaceae.
AUGAGAAUUCCCCAGGUAUUUGCGUUUGUUGCAGCUGUGGCUGCAGUGACAGUUCCGCGCUCCAAGCACUCUUCCCCGGCCCCGUUCACAAAUGUGACCAUUUUCUCACCACCUUCCAACUACAUUGUUCCAAGGACGCUCUACCCGCGUAACGAGCAGCUUCCCAACGGGGAUCUUCUUGCGACAUGGGAAAAUUAUUCCCCAGAGCCACCGGCUGUUUACUUUCCUAUCUACCGCUCCAAGGACUACGGAAAGACCUGGAAGGAGAUUUCAAAGGUGCAUGACACUGCCAAUGGGUAUGGCCUGCGCUACCAGCCGUUCCUCUACUCCCUACCCGAGCGAGUCGGCUCAUUCAAAAAGGGCACUCUACUUCUGGCCGGUAGUAGCAUUCCGACUGACUUGUCGUCCACAAACAUUGAUCUUUACGCGUCGCAGGACGAUGGCGUAACUUGGAAAUUUGUUAGUCAUAUUGCUUCUGGAGGAGAGGCUGUUCCUAACAAUGGCCUGACUCCUGUGUGGGAGCCAUUCCUACUUGCCCACAAGGGAAAGCUGAUUUGUUAUUACGCUGAUCAGCGGGACAAUACAACCCAUGGACAGACAAUAAGUCACCAGGUCUCAACUGAUUUGAAGAAAUGGGGGCCUGUGGUAGAGGAUGUCGCAUAUCCGACAUAUACCGAUCGACCCGGCAUGCCAGUUGUAACCAAGCUCCCUAACGGUCAAUACUUCUACAUAUAUGAGUAUGGCUCUUUCUUUGAUACAUCAAGCUACUCAUUCCCUCUGUACUACCGUUUGUCGUCCGACCCCGAAAAGAUCGCCUCGGCCCCGGGCCAGCGUCUGGUUGUCUCCAGUGGUGCUAAGCCGACAUCUUCGCCAUACGCUGUGUGGACACCUUACGGUGGCAAAAAUGGCACCAUCAUUGUCAGCUCCGGUACGCAGAGUAGUUUGUUCAUCAACAAGGCCCUUGGCGAAGGGGAGUGGACAGAGAUCGCUUCACCCCAAGAACACGGUUACACACGGUCUCUGCGGGUACUUUCGGGGGAGGGAGGUCGUUACCUGGUCGUGCAUUCUGCAGGUGUGCUACUCGGCACAAAUAAUCGGGUCUCAGCAAGUGUGAUGGAUUUGAAAGAGGUAUUGUAA